Molecule: messenger RNA, 1093 nt
Organism: Toxorhynchites rutilus septentrionalis
Lineage: Eukaryota; Metazoa; Arthropoda; Insecta; Diptera; Culicidae
Product: putative mediator of RNA polymerase II transcription subunit 26
Exons: 1
Coding region: 93-1079 (328 amino acids)
Source: RefSeq, a predicted model, not a curated record
AUACUUUAGAGUACAAUGAGUUGUUUCUAGAUUAUGAGCAGUUACUGACAAAACAAACAUAUGCUCUAGAAAUAUUGAAUAAUAAAAUCAUAAUGACUACUACAGUGGCUAAUUUUGAUGUGCGCACAGCAACUGCUGUAGUACAAAUGUAUGAUGGAGCCAGUGAUGGCUUACAAGCAUUCAUUGAUGCUUGUAGUUUACUGAAAGAUUUAACUGAAGAACCUCAUCAAGCAAUGCUGCUUAAGUUCCUGAAGACAAGAAUAACAGGAAAAGCUCGCCUUGGCUUACCAGCUAAUAUAAAUACAUUUAAUCAAUUUAUCACACACAUUACAGAGAAAUGUCAGGAUUUAACAUCCCCUGAACAAAUUAUAGCAAAAUUGAAGUCGAUUAAGCAGAAAGACAAUUUGGAUUCAUUUUGCGAACAAAUCGAGAAAAUUUCAGAUAGGUUGAAAAGUACCUACAUUCAACAAAAAAUCCCGGAGGAAGUAGCGAAGAAAAUGGUUACAAAAGCAGCUGUGGAUGCUUUAAUUAAUGGAGUGUCCAACAGUGAAACUAAACUCAUUUUAAAAGUUGGAUCUUUUGAUAGUGUUCAAAAUGCUGUUCAGAAAGUGCAAGAAAAUGGUUCAGGUAGCCAACAUUCUGCUAUCUUAACAUUUUCCGCCCGAGGUCACCUCCAUCAAAAUGGAUAUAGGUCCUCAGGAUUUCGGAAGCACAAUCAUUCCAAUUUUCGUCAUAAUAAUAAAAAUUACAAUAGUAAUCAAAAUUUUCAAUCACGCAAUAAUGGUCAUAAUGGGAAUUUCAGAAAUUAUUUUCAACGUAACACCUCCUAUUCAAACUCGAAUGGACGUGGAAGGUUUAACAAUAACAUUAAUAGAAAUUUCCCGAGUCGCAUGUUCCCCAUGGAAGCAGCUCAAGUCGAAACGCAAGCAUUCACCAAUCAAAUGGUACCAAUGCGUAAUGAUAAUAUGAACACGAACCAUUCUCCAUUAGGUUUCAAUCAGCAAAAUUUUUCUUUUUUAGGCCAACCAACUGCUUUUCAUCAAAGACCGGCACAAAAUCAAAACCAGUCUUCGCGAUGAAUCUAAAUGCAGCC